CGGAGAACGAACAUCUGCGUUUUUAGUGACUUUUUCUGUUCGUUGAAAAACCACAUCCGGUCGUCUUUUAAUUUGAAAUCUGCAGCGGAAGUUCGACGGUGAAGUUCUCGGUGGACGGGAAGCGUCAGUGUCCUUCACUCGGGAUGGAGCCGAGCGAGCAUCCGGCCGAGCCGGACCCCGCAGCGACCCCGGUGAAGGUGGACGCGGCGGUGCUGCUGCUGGUGGCGGGGGUCACCGCCGCCAAGCACCCGCUGGUCUACGUUAGACUGCUAAUCCAGGUCGGUCAUGAACCUCUCCCUCCCACCGUGGGCACCAUGUUUGGAAGGAGGGUUCUGUACCUGCCCGGCUUCUUCUCCUACGCUCGGCACAUCGUGAGCGUGGAUGGGAAGAGGGGGCUGUUCCGAGGCGUCUCUCCUUGUGUCCUGUCCAGUCUCGUCUCCACGGUGGUCAGAGGCAAAACCAAACAGGUGAAGAAGGAGGAGCAGACCUCCCUGAGGAGCGUCCUCAAAGAGACCUCUCAUGAGAUGGUCGUCCAGUGCCUGUCCAGACUCGCCACUCACCCGUUUCAUGUCAUGUCCGUGCGCCUCAUGGCCCAGUUUGUUGGCAGAGAGGUCAAAUACAGCGGGAUCUUCAGCUGCGUGAUCCGGAUCUUUAAGGAGGAGGGCCUGUCUGGAUUCUACGUGGGUCUGCUGCCCCAUUUGCUGGGAGAAGUCCUCCUUCUGUGGUGCCGCAACCUGCUGGCUCACUUCAUCAACAGCUACGCUGUGGACGAGAACUUGGGUAUGGCCUCGGUGGUCAGGAGCUACACCAAGUUCGUGAUGGACAUCGGGGUCGGCCUUCUCAUGUAUCCGUUCAUGCUGGUCGCGGACGUGAUGGCCGUCAACAACUGUGGGCUGGCUGCUGGCCUUCCUCCGCGCUCUCCUGUCUUCAGAUCCUGGCUGCACUGCUGGAAUCAUCUGAGUCAGAAGGGUCACCUCUUCCGGGGGUCCAGCCUCUUCUUCCGUCAGGUGCCUGUGACCUCCAUGCAGGACUGACAUCCUGGCCUCCCACGGGAUGCUCCUCCACCCCCAACCCCUCCCAGAUGCAGCAACAUUCACGCGCGCCAAAGGAGUUGUGGUUCCGGGAGUCCAGGAGGAGGGGUUCAAGGGGGCUGUGGGCGGAGCUGCAGUGUGAAGGGGAGGGGCUUACAGGAAACAGCCAUGAUUUCUCUCAAAUUGUUGGAAUAGUUUGUCCCUUCAAACUGCUGUGUCUGUGCGUCUGUUCUGAAGACACGAGGGUUUGAUUCCCGUCUCCUGUUAACAUCAGCAAAAAAUGAUCUGAAGUUCUUAAUCAGUUAUUGAUUCAGUUAUUGAUCUGUUGAUGCUUCAGUAAUAAGGAGACUGGAACCAGUCAGUUUAGCUUUUAAUAUUCUAAUCUGCUGUUUUCUACUUUUUUUAAAUGGUUUUCAUACAGAGGAUUUAUUUUAUUUAUUUAUUCACAAUUUCAGUUGAAAAUGUUUUUAUGUAAGACAUCAUUUAAAAAACACGGUUUUAAACUGGAACCACAAAUUGCAGAAAGGUCAAAUGUAAACAAAUGUCAUUAUUUUAGGUUCUUCAGAGGUGAAAACAUGAGCUGAACCAACACUUUACAGAACCUUCUGAGGACAAAGCUGCAGGUGCGUGUCGGUUCCAGGUGGUUCACCCGUUAACGUGAGGCACCUGGACACCAGAGGAUCUGGGUUCUGCUGAGGACCAGGCUCAGAUUGGUUCUGUUUGACGGGACAAACCAGGCUCUCAAUCUGGUCUGUUGUGGCUGAGGCUCGGUCAGGCUGUCUGCCUCCAGAAUCCACUUCCUCCAGACCUGUUCAGCAGGUGAAUCUCCACAUUCAAAGACGUGAUCAGAGCUGUAGAAGUCCAUGUCAAUAAAGCAGCCAUGAAGCCAGACACGGUUGGACUCCAUCCUCUCUACUGAACAAUGAAGAGGACAGAAGAUCCUCACUGUGUGCAGCACACCCUCAUCGGGUCAGACGUCCAACUACAACCAACAGUUGAAGAACCUUUCUGGAGGAUUUCUUACAACAUCCCAGCAGGAGCCACAAAGUCUGAUUUCACCCUUUAGAAGACACCGAUUUGUAUUUAUGGCUUUGUUCCUAUCAUGGUAAAUACGGAUGUGUUUGUUUUAUCAAGCAUAAGCAAUACAGAAACGUAAAGAGAAAAUAGUCUUUACUUGACUUUCUUUCAAAAUAAAAGACUUCCUGUACAACAUAAAAUUGCCUCAGUACAGGUAAUGUAGUUAGGAGUGAAAUGUCAGCAGUGAUGACAAACACACACAAAACCACAUUUGUGGUCCAUCUCAACCAGAUAUUCAUAAAAUUCUAAAUAAAAAAUAAAUAAAACAAAAUCUAAUUAA
Molecule: messenger RNA, 2388 nt
Organism: Oryzias melastigma (Indian medaka)
Lineage: Eukaryota; Metazoa; Chordata; Actinopteri; Beloniformes; Adrianichthyidae
Product: mitochondrial carrier homolog 1
Exons: 12
Coding region: 144-1034 (296 amino acids)
Biological process (GO): positive regulation of apoptotic process
Cellular component (GO): membrane; mitochondrion
Source: RefSeq, a predicted model, not a curated record